This is a messenger RNA of Fonsecaea erecta, 1791 nucleotides long. RefSeq lists its product as hypothetical. Bases 1 to 1791 code for a protein of 596 amino acids. NCBI's taxonomy places the organism in Eukaryota, Fungi, Ascomycota, Eurotiomycetes, Chaetothyriales, Herpotrichiellaceae. The record is from RefSeq and is a predicted model, not a curated record. The transcript is spliced from 4 exons. Gene Ontology annotation, molecular function: transmembrane transporter activity. Gene Ontology annotation, biological process: transmembrane transport.
AUGGCGGACGUCAAGGCCCCCCUUCCCACCGAGAAUGAAGACAGGCGUUCCUCUACUCCCUCGGAGAAAGAAGAGUCUGGCGGUGCUCACAUCGAGCAAGUCCGGACUUUUGAAAGGGUGGACGGCCAUCCUGGCUACUAUGAGAAAGAUGGGCUGCGAACCUACGGUGACGAUCAGGAUCACGAUCACGAGCCUCCAUGGACCACGAGAAGAGUCAUGAGCCUGGUCGCCAUGGCGUUCCUCUGGACAGGCUCUCAGAUCCCAGCCUAUCUGCUGGGCGGCAUUGCACCUCUGAUCUACUCUGAGAUCGGAGGCUAUGAUAGAUGGGUCUGGUUCGUGUUGGCGUACCUCCUUUCCUCCGCGUCUAUCUGCCCGUUUGUGGGGUCGUUGUCCGACUUGAUCGGGCGGAGAUAUGUCGCGCUUUUGGGCUCGGGGCUUCUCAUCGUCGCAAUGAUUGUGGCCGGCACGGCACACAACAUGAACCAAUUUAUCGCUGGGAUGGGUAUAUCUGGUGUGGGUGCCGGUAUUUGCGAACUGACUUGCCUGGCCGGGACAUCUGAGCUGGCACCAACUCGCAAGCGUGGCCUCUACGUUGCGGUUUUGGUCUUCACAAUCAUCCCGUUCUGCCCCUCAGCUCUCUAUGCCUGGCUCAUUGCCGGCUACUCGACGUGGCGGUGGUGUGCUUUCAUUGCGGGCGUGUGGGCAUUGAUUGGAGCCGUGGGCGUCCUGAUAUUCUACUUCCCUCCCCCACGGCCCAAUUCUCGCGGCUUGACCAGACGCCAAAUUAUCAACGAAAUCGACUUCUUCGGCGGCUUCCUCAGCAUCACGGGCAUGAUCAUCUUCCUCGCCGGCCUCCAGUGGGGCGGCUAUCAGUAUACGUGGCGGUCCGCGCACGUUCUGGCGCCCCUCAUCCUAGGGUUCCUCAUGCUCUUCGUGGCGUUCCCUAUCUGGGAGAUCAAAUUCGCCAGGUACCCGAUGUUCCCAUCGCGGAUGAAGAGAGAUGCAAAGGUACUUUCUUUGACGCUGGUGAUCACCGCGAUAUCCGGUGCAAACUUCUUCUCCAUCUUGAUGUUUUGGCCCACACAGGCUUUCAACGUGUAUGGUCACGACCCCGUCGGUGUCGGAAUCAGAACUCUCCCCAUCGGCUUCUCCAUCCUCGGUGGUUGCGUCAUCGUCUUGGUUUUCCUGUCCGUAUUCCGGGGACAUAUCCGUGAGCUGCUGCUGGGUGCGUCUAUCUUGAUGACAGCCGGCUGUGGCGCACUCGCCACGGCAAAUCUCCACAAUAUACAUGCAGUUUAUGGCAUCCUCGUCGUUGCCGGCCUUGGAAUCGGCGGAAUUGUUGUCCCUGCCUCCAUCAUCACGACCAUUAUUUGCCCAGACGACAUUAUCGCCACGGUCACGGCCCUCACCCUGUCGAUCCGCGUCAUUGGCGGCUGCAUCGGCUACACAACCUACUACAACGUCUUCGUCAACAAAUUCAAGACCAAGAUCGUCAAGUAUGUGGGAGGAGUCAUGGUGGCGGAACUGGGAAUCACCAAUCAAACGUACAUCGUGGACGCCAUCACUCUUACCGGACUCUCCCUCGUGGACCAGCUCAAGCUGAUUCCUGGAAUCGCUGGGAACGAGACCGCGUACGAGAUGGUUCUGGUUGCUGGGCAGAUCGCCUACUCCGAGAGCUACCGUUGGGUGUACCUGGUGUCGAUCGCCUUCGGAGGAGUGGCCAUCAUCUGCUCGGCGCUCCUGGGCAAUAUUGAGAAGUAUAUGGAUGACCAUGUGGCUGUGGUGAUCUAG